Molecule: messenger RNA, 2629 nt
Organism: Saimiri boliviensis boliviensis (Bolivian squirrel monkey)
Lineage: Eukaryota; Metazoa; Chordata; Mammalia; Primates; Cebidae
Gene: SLC26A6
Product: solute carrier family 26 member 6
Biological process (GO): sulfate transmembrane transport
Cellular component (GO): membrane
Molecular function (GO): secondary active sulfate transmembrane transporter activity
Source: RefSeq, a predicted model, not a curated record
GCGCGCCGCUUGCCUCGCCUGGUCCCGGCGCCGCCUUCCGGAGCGUAGUGGCCUCUCGCCUUAGCCGCAGGAGCCGCGGGUGCGGGAGUGCUUGCGAGCCAUGGGGCUGGCGGAUGCGUCGGGACCGAGGGACACGCAGGCACUGCUGCCUGCAACACAAGCAAUGGAGCUGCGGAAGCGAGACUACCACAUGGAACGGCCGCUGCUGAACCAGGAGCAUCUGGAGGAACUGGGGCACCGGGGCUCAGCACCUAGGGCCCGCCCGUGGCAGACCUGGUUGCGGUGCUCCCGUGCUCGGGCCCAUGCCCUUCUGCUCCAACACCUCCCGAUUUUGGUCUGGUUACCCCGGUAUCCUGUGCGUGACUGGCUCCUGGGUGACCUGUUGUCCGGCCUGAGUGUGGCUAUCAUGCAGCUUCCACAGGGCUUGGCCUACGCCCUCCUGGCUGGAUUGCCCCCCGUGUUCGGUCUCUAUAGCUCCUUCUACCCUGUCUUCAUCUACUUCCUGUUUGGCACUUCCCGGCACAUCUCUGUGGGGACCUUUGCUGUUAUGUCUGUGAUGGUGGGCAGUGUGACAGAAUCCCUGGCCCCACAGGCCUUGAAUGACUCCACGAUCAAUGCUGCCCGGGUGCAGGUGGCCUCCACACUCAGUGUCCUGGUCGGCCUCUUCCAGGUCGGGCUAGGCCUGGUCCACUUCGGCUUCGUGGUCACCUACCUGUCAGAGCCUCUCGUCCGAGGCUAUACCACAGCUGCGGCUGUGCAGGUCUUCGUUUCCCAGCUCAAGUAUGUGUUUGGGCUUCAUCUGAGCAGCCACUCUGGGCCACUGUCCCUCAUCUAUACAGUGCUGGAGGUCUGCUGGAAGCUGCCCCAGAGCAAGGUCGGCACCAUGGUCACCGCUGCUGUGGCGGGGGUGGUGCUUGUGCUGGUGAAGCUGUUGAAUGACAAGCUGCAGCAGCAGCUGCCCAUGCCGGUACCCGGGGAGCUGCUCACGCUCAUUGGGGCCACAAGUAUCUCCUAUGGCAUGGAUCUGAAGCAAAAAUUUGAUGUAGACGUCGUGGGCAACAUCCCUACAGGGCUGGUCCCCCCAGUGGCCCCCAACUCCCAGUUGUUCUCAAAGCUCAUGGGCAGCGCCUUCGCCAUCGCCCUGGUUGGGUUCGCCAUUGCCAUCUCGCUGGGAAAGAUCUUCGCCCUGAGGCACGGCUACCGGGUGGACAGCAACCAGGAGCUGGUGGCCCUGGGCCUCAGUAACCUCAUUGGAGGCAUCUUCCAGUGCUUCCCCGUGAGUUGCUCUAUGUCUCGGAGCCUGGUACAGGAGAGCACCGGUGGCAACUCGCAGGUUGCUGGAGCCAUCUCUUCCCUUUUCAUCCUCCUCAUCAUUGUCAAACUUGGGGAACUAUUCCAUUGCCUGCCCAAGGCAGUCCUGGCGGCCAUCGUCAUUGUGAACCUGAAGGGCAUGCUGCGGCAGCUCAGUGACGUGUGCUCCCUCUGGAAGGCCAAUCGGGCGGAUCUGCUCAUCUGGCUGGUGACCUUCAUGGCCACCAUCCUGCUGAACCUGGACCUUGGCCUGGUGGCUGCAGUCAUCUUCUCCCUGCUGCUCGUGGUGGUCCGGACGCAGAGGCCCCACUACUCCAUCCUGGGGCAGGUGCCAGACACAGAUAUUUACAGAGAUGUGGCAGAGUACUCAGAGGCCAAGGAAGUUCCAGGGGUGAAGGUCUUCCGCUCCUCAGCCACCAUGUACUUUGCCAACGCUGAGUUCUACAGUGAUGCACUGAAGCAGAGGUGCGGUGUGGAUGUCGACCUCCUCAUCUCCCAGAAGAAGAAGUUGCUCAAGAAGCAGGAGCAACUGAAGCUGAAGCAACUGCAGAAGGAGAAGAAGCUUCAGAAACAGGCUGCCUCCUCCAAGGACACCUCAGUUUCCAUUAAUGUCAACACCAGCCUGGAAGACAUGAGGAGUAAUGACGCUGAGGACUGCAAGGCGAUGGUGAGCCCAGGGGAUAAGAUGGAAGAUGCAACAGCCAGUGGUCAAGAAGACUCUAAGGCCGCAGAUGUGGCCACACUGAAGGCCCUGGGCCUGCCUCAGCCAGACUUCCACAGCCUCAUCCUGGACCUGAGCGCUCUCUCCUUCGUGGACACUGUGUGCCUCAAGAGCCUGAAGAAUAUUUUCCGUGACUUCCGGGAGAUCGAGGUGGAGGUGUACAUGGCGGCCUGCCACAGCCCUGUGGUCAGCCAGCUUGAGGCUGGGCACUUCUUCGAUGCAUCUAUCACCAAGAAGCAUCUCUUUGCCUCUGUCCACGAUGCCGUCACCUUUGCCCUCCAACACCCGAGGCCUGUCCCCAACAGCCGUGUUUCAGUCACCAGACUCUGACCAUGCUGCAACCUGCCUGAGACUGUGUACCUCUGAAGGUUGUGACAGGGCACCCUUGAGAAGCCCCUCACCCCUAGGCCACCUCCAGGUGCUACCUAGGAGUCCCCUCCAUAUAUAUACACACAACUCAGGGAUGGAGGUCCUGGGACUCCCAAGUUCAGUGCUUCAGGCCUGGGACAGGGGACUAUAGUCAGGCUGGCACUGGCUGGGUACAGGGAGGGAACUGGUACAUGUUUUAGCCUCAGGAAUAAAGGUUUGUCUGCUCAA